Molecule: messenger RNA, 984 nt
Organism: Suillus subaureus
Lineage: Eukaryota; Fungi; Basidiomycota; Agaricomycetes; Boletales; Suillaceae
Exons: 6
Coding region: 1-984 (327 amino acids)
Cellular component (GO): cytosol
Molecular function (GO): hydroxypyruvate reductase [NAD(P)H] activity; NAD binding; glyoxylate reductase (NADPH) activity
Source: RefSeq, a predicted model, not a curated record
AUGUCGUCUCGCCAACCUCGUAUAUUGAUUUGUGGAUCGAUACUCGCAGGAAACCUUGUUUGGGCUCAUGAAGAGGCCCGACAGCUUUUUAACGGGCUCGCAGAUAUUGUCGUUAUGGAUUCUCCAAAUCGGGCUGAUUUCCUUGCCGGGCUGAAAACAGGAAAGAGGUACGAUGGAAUUGUGGGCAUCUACCGGCACAACACCUCCGCAGACCGCAUCGGCGUUUUUGACGAAGAGAUCAUUGAUGCUCUGGCUGAAACGGGCACUGUCAAGUGGAUCGCGCAUAACGGUGCAGGUUACGAUCAGAUUGAUGUCCUUCGAUGCGCGAAAAAAGGCAUAAGCGUGUCUAAUACUCCUGGCGCUGUCGAUGAUGCAACUGCCACUACGGCGUUGUACCUUAUCAUUUCUUGUCUCAGAAAUUACGCUUGGGCCGAACAAACCCUUCGGCAGGGGGUGUUCAAAAAGGGCCUCAAUCCUGGCGGGCUCAUGAUGCUUGCUCAUCUAGUACAUGCAUUCCCUAUGCGCGUUGUCUAUUACUCGAGGAACAAAUCUGCCAAUGCACCAGAGUGGUGCGAGUACGUUGACAGUAUGGAAAGGCUCUGUCGAGAGAGCGAUGUUUUGAGCUUGCAUGUUCCUUUACGCGAUGAGACAGUUCAUCUGGUGGGCGAGAAAGAGAUUCGGGCGAUGAAGAAGGGCAGUAUCAUCGUGAAUACCGCGCGUGGAAAGGUCGUUGACGAGGAAGCGAUGAUUCGUGCUCUCGCAGAUGGCCAUCUCUGGUCUGUUGGCCUAGACGUAUACCCUAACGAGCCUCUCGUGAAUCCGCGUUUACUCGAAUUCCCGCAAAACGUACUCCUACCCCACAUGGGGACAGAGAACCAGGAUUCCCAACGCUGCAUGGAGGUUCGUGCGCUAACUAACUUGAGAGACUUCCUUCGCGAUGGCCAAGGGAAAGAUUUGGUUCCCGAGUCGCGGAGUAAAUUGUGA